AUGGUUCGCUUCACUACAGCAGCCAUUCUCGGCUCCGCCAUGGCAGGACUUGCCAGCGCAGCCGGUGCCGGCUCCAAGGAGGAGUACGCGUCCGGCGCCGUCCACGCCGCCAACAUGGCUCGCAAGAUGGAGCACUGGAAGCAGGAAGAGGAGGCAGGCCUCAUGAACAGCGCUCUGUACCCCGAGCUUGGCUACACCCCCUGCGUAAAUGGCUUCGCCGAGGCCAGACCCGGCGACUCCAACCACACCUUCCGGUGCCGAAAUGUGAGAACCCCCGGCUCACCUCCUGUGACAUCGUCACAAGACACGCAAAAGACCAUCUCUGACUCGCGCUUCCAGAUCGACCUGUACCACUUCCUCUCUCACGAGGCGCUCGGCAGCCCGGGCGGCCGUGGUUCCUCCUCCUGGGGCUGGACCUCGGCCGACGGCCGCGAGUUCGUCGUCAUCGGGCAGUACGACGGCGCGGCCUUCGCCGAGAUUACCAAGGAAGGCAAGCUGAGCUACCUGGGCCGCCUGCCGCACAACUCCCUCCCCUCGCAGUGGCGCGAGAUCCGCGUUGUCCGCGACCUCGUCGUCAUCGGCUCCGAGGCGUUUGGCCAUGGCGUGCAGUUCUUGGACAUGAAGAAGCUGCUCGACCUCGAUCCAGCCACCCCCAAGACCUUCUCCAAGGCCGACCUCACCGGCUUCUGGAACGGGCUGCCGGUAGGCCGCACGCACAACGUUGUCGUUAACGAGGAGCUCAACUAUGCCGUGGCCGUGGGCGCGGUCGGCGGCGACGCGAACCGCCUGGACCGCCGCAACCUUCCGUGCGCCGGUGGACUCAUGUUCAUGGACAUUAGCGACCCGAGCAACAUCACCAGUCCGGGAUGUGCCGCCGGUGACGGCUACGUGCACGACGCACAGUGCCUCGUGUACCGCGGGCCGGACGCUCGUUACCACGGCCGCGACAUCUGCUACGGCUACAACGAGGACACGCUGACCAUCUACGACGUGACCAACAAGGUCGGCAACGUGACCAACAUCAUCUCGAUCAGCAGCUUCCCCGGCGCCUCGUACGUCCACCAGGGCGCCGUCAACAACGCCACCUGGCAGGAGUACCUCUUCCUCGACGACGAGCUCGACGAGCGCGACGCCAAGGUCGGCCCCAUGGCGCGCGGCCUGCCGACCACGCACAUCUUCGACAUCCGCGACCUCGAGAAGCCCGUCUACACCGGCCACUACGCCGCCAAGACGCGCGGCAUCGACCACAACCAGUACAUCUACGGCAGCCACCUGUACCAGUCCAACUACGGCAACGGCCUGCACGUGCUGGACGUGUCCAGCGUGACGGCGGACCCCUCGGGCGCGGGCAUCUGCGAGGCCGGCUUCUUCGACAUCCACCCGGCCGACGACGAGCAGGCGGGCGGCGGCCACGUCAGCUUCAGCGGCACCUGGUCGUCGUACGCGGGCUUCAAGUCGGGCUUCAUCCUGGUGCACACCAUCGAGCGCGGCACCUUUGUCGUCAAGAUGACCUCCAAGGCGUGCGAGAAGGCCGCUUCGUGCAGCGCCGACAACUGCAUGCGUGCCCUGCGCGCCUCCCACAUCCCCGGCCGGCUGGAGGAGAGCCAGGCGUUCUGCUGGAAGUACACCAGACGCCUCAACAAGGACAAGGCCGUGCUGCCGACGUAUGCGUCCGAGGCCUGUGGCGGUGCUGACCGCGAUCCGGUCGCGCGGGUCAGCAGCGCCUGCGCCUGCAUACCGACCCAGCCGGUCCCCGAGAGGAAUGCCUGA
Messenger RNA from Cordyceps fumosorosea ARSEF 2679, 1770 nucleotides. RefSeq lists its product as hypothetical. The record is from RefSeq and is a predicted model, not a curated record. Gene Ontology annotation, cellular component: extracellular region. NCBI's taxonomy places the organism in Eukaryota, Fungi, Ascomycota, Sordariomycetes, Hypocreales, Cordycipitaceae. Bases 1 to 1770 code for a protein of 589 amino acids. The transcript has 2 exons.